Messenger RNA from Fraxinus pennsylvanica, 1167 nucleotides. Lineage: Eukaryota; Viridiplantae; Streptophyta; Magnoliopsida; Lamiales; Oleaceae. The record is from the annotation of a GenBank genome assembly.
AUGGAAGCCCAUAAAAGGGUACUCCUACUAUGCGGAGAUUACAUGGAAGAUUACGAGGUGAUGGUUCCAUUUCAAGCAUUGCUAGCAUAUGGGGUCUCCGUUGACGCUGUUUGUCCUGGAAAGAAGGCCGGUGACAUCUGUCGUACUGCAAUUCAUCAGUCUUCUGGUCACCAGACAUAUUCUGAGUCUCGAGGUCAUAAUUUUGCCCUCAAUGCAACUUUUGAUGAAAUAGAUGCAACCAAAUAUGAUGGACUGAUCAUACCAGGUGGACGUGCUCCAGAAUAUCUUGCAAUGGAUGAAUCUGUUGUAGAAUUGGUUAAGAAGUUUUCCGAGUCACAAAAGCCAAUUGCCUCCAUUUGCCAUGGACAAUUGAUUUUGGCUGCAGCAGGUGUAGUCAAGGGCCGGAAAUGCACAGCCUUUCAUGCAGUGAAACCUGUACUUGUUGCUGCUGGUGCUCAUUGGGUAGAACCAGAGACUGAGGCCUUUUGCACCAGGGAUGGGAACCUUAUAAGUGGAGCUACAUAUGAUGGCCACCCUGAGUACAUCCGGCUUUUCAUCAAGGCAUUGGGAGCCAAUAUAUCUGGUUCUGGAAAACGUAUUCUAUUUCUAUGUGGGGAUUUCAUGGAAGAUUAUGAGGUGAUGGUUCCCUUCCAGUCUCUUCAAGCUCUUGAGUGUCAUGUUGAUGCCGUUUGCCCCAAUAAAAGUGCUGGAGAUAAAUGUCCAACAGCUGUCCAUGACUUUGAAGGUGACCAAACUUAUAGUGAGAAACCAGGCCAUGAUUUUACUUUAACAGCUAAUUUUGAAGGUUUGAAUGCUUUAAGCUACGAUGCCCUAGUAAUCCCUGGGGGUCGCGCUCCAGAAUAUUUGGCAUUGGAUGACAAUGUUAUUCAAUUGGUGAAGGAAUUUAUGGAGUCUGGGAAACCAGUGGCAUCCAUCUGCCAUGGACAACAGAUUUUGUCUGCUGCUGGUCUUUUAAAGGGUAAGAAAUGUACUGCAUAUCCUGCAGUGAAACUCAAUGUUGUUCUAUCAGGGGCGACAUGGUUAGAACCUGAACCAAUUGACCGGUGCUUCACUGAUGGAAAUUUGGUGACUGGAGCAGCUUGGCCUGGUCAUCCUGAGUUCAUAUCACGGUUCAUGUCUCUGCUUGGUAUUCGUGUAUCUUUCUAG